This is a messenger RNA of Ceratotherium simum simum (southern white rhinoceros), 2460 nucleotides long. The record is from RefSeq and is a predicted model, not a curated record. NCBI's taxonomy places the organism in Eukaryota, Metazoa, Chordata, Mammalia, Perissodactyla, Rhinocerotidae.
GGAUCCAGGGCAGGCUCUGGAGAGACCCUGGAAGGAAAAUGUUGCUGCUGCUGCUGCUCCUGGGGGCUGCCACGAGCAGAUGUCUACAUGAUGAGACACAGAAGUCUGUCAGCCUUCUCAGGCCCUCUUUCUCCCAACUUCCCCCAAACUUCCGCUCUUCCUCCCUCACCCUCCCUGGCUCCCUGGAUCCUCAACCCCUCCGAAUCCAAAUCUGCUAUAUAGGAGAUCCUGUAUCAGAUGGAGCUUGGGAUCCUGAGGGAGACGGGAUGAGAGGGCGAUCCCGAGCCCUGGCCGCAGUGAGAGAGGCUGCUCAGCGCCUCCAGGGUGUCCUAGCAGUCCCUCCAGUGCGAGGCCCUCUGCUUCUGAGUCGAGACCCUGCACAGUACUGCCACGCUGUCUGGGGAGACCCAGAUACCCCAAACUACCGCAGGUGCAGCCUCUUGAACCCCGGGUACAAAGGAGAGAGUUGCCUAGGGGCGAAGAUCCCUGAUGCCCAUCUCCAUGGUUAUGCCUUGUGGCCAGAGCAGGGUCCCCCACAACUGGUCCAACCAGAUGGGCCUGGGGUCCCAAACACUGAUUUCCUCCUGUAUGUGCGGGUUGCCCACACUUCCAAGUGCCACCGAGAGGCUACGCUACAUGAAUUGCUCCAUGCCCUGGGUUUCUCUGGACAGCUCUUCAAGAAGUGGCGGGAUUGCCCCUCAGGACCCAGCGUCAGAGAGAACUGUUCUACAAGGCAACAAGUGACAAGGCGAGACGAGUGGGGACAGCUGCUUCUCACCACUCCAACUGUUAGCCACAGCCUGGCCAAACACUUGGGAGUACUAGGGGUCUCACUGGGCGUCCCCUUGGAAGAAGAGCAGGGCCUGUUGUCUUCACACUGGGAGGCCCGGCUGCUCCAGGGCUCUGUGAUGACUGCCACCUUCGAUGGUGCCCAGCGCACUCGACUCGACCCAAUCACCCUGGCUGCCUUCGAAGACUCAGGCUGGUACCAAGUCAACCACAGCGCUGCCGAGGAGCUGUUGUGGGGCCAGGGAUCUGGCCUGGAAUUUGGCCUGGUGAGCACCUGUGGGACCGGCUCCUCAGACUUCUUCUGUACUGGCAGUGGGCCGGGCUGCCACUACCUGCACCUGGACAAGGGAAGCUGCUCCUCAGACCCCACGCUGGAAGGCUGCCGCAUGUUCAAGCCCUUGGCCAACGGGGUGAGUAGACUGGAGAACAGAGCAUGAAACUGAGUGGGCCUGGAGAGGAGUCAACUUCUACGGCAUCUGGACAAACACUCUUCUGCCUUCUGCCCUGCCCUUCAGAGUGAAUGCUGGAAGAAGGAAAAUGGAGUCCCACCUGGGGCAGAGAAUCCCCACGGGGAGAUCUACCAUUCCCAGAGUCGUUGCUUCCUUGCCAACCUCACUUCACAAUUGCUCCCAGGGGACCAGAUCAGGCAUCCCUCUCAGAUCCCACACCUAAAGGAAGCAGAGCUCACUGGCCGCUGCUACUUACAUCAAUGCACAGAGAGGGGAGCAUACAAAGUGCAGGUGGAGGGAUCACCCUGGGCCUCCUGCUUUCCAGGAAAGGCUAUUCAGGUGGGUGUCACAUGUGAAACAGCCAUGCCAUGCAGGCAAGGAGAAGUGUGGAAAUGCUCGUACGGUGGUACUAUCCACCCUGUUUCAACGCUCAUUUUUUUUACCAAGUACCCACUGAGUCCAUGACUCUGAUCUAGAUUGUACAGUUUCUUUAGGAGGGCUUGAGCAAGCAAUUGAGGCUAUAACUAUACCCUGCUCCGUGUUUCCUUGCAGAUACCUGGGUACCACGGUCUUCUCUUCUGUCCUCGGGGUCGGCUGUGUCAGACUAAUGAAGGUACCAAUGCUGCUACUUCCCCACCUUUGAGUCCUUCAACCCAAGACCUGGUAUUCCAGCUGGCUUUAGGAUCAGCUGGGCCCCCAGCCCACUCCCUGGGGAAGGAAGAGCGAGACGAGUUGACUGAAGCAGUCCUAAAGGCUCUGGUGAGCAGAGGAGGCACUGGCAGGUAAAGGGAUGGGGCAGGCUGAGGAUUUAUGCAACGGGCCAGGGAGAACGCUUAAGUUCUUUACUUCAUAACUGUCCUCGGAAGACUUGUGUUCAUCCCACACCUAAGCCUGCGCCUGUCUCAUGAGGUAGACUCUUCUGGGACUAUCCCUCCACUAAGAGAUCCAAAUGUCCUCUUAGGUGCUACUUCCACGGCCCCUCGAUUACCACUAGCCUGGUGUUCACUGUGCAUAUGUGGAAGUCUCCUGGCUGCCAAGGGCCUUCGGUUGGUAUGCUGCACAGGACCCUGACCCUGACUCUCCAGAAGCAGCCUCUAGAAGUAUAUUAUGGAGGAGCCAGCUUUACCACAGAAUACAGCAAGUAAGAUAAUAUUCCAGGUAGACUUCUUCCAAAUUCCUGGAGUCUAGAUGUUUGAAAUUACAUUUAUUAAGCACUCACCCA